Messenger RNA from Solanum tuberosum (potato), 1672 nucleotides. Its product is annotated as organic cation/carnitine transporter 4-like. The record is from RefSeq and is a predicted model, not a curated record. Gene Ontology annotation, cellular component: membrane. Gene Ontology annotation, molecular function: transmembrane transporter activity. NCBI's taxonomy places the organism in Eukaryota, Viridiplantae, Streptophyta, Magnoliopsida, Solanales, Solanaceae. The transcript has 2 exons. Gene Ontology annotation, biological process: transmembrane transport. The coding region runs from base 14 to 1579 and encodes 521 amino acids.
AGUAAAAUAAUAAAUGUCAUCUGCGUUAUCUUCAAACAACCGAUUAGACGGAGGCGACCUCAGGUCGCCUCUCGUCUGUCCCGAGACGAACCUGAAAAAAAUAACGAUGGAUGAGAUGUUGGAGAAGUACUGUGGGGAGUUCGGGUUGUGGCAGCUGAGACAUCUCGUGUUAACCAGCUUGGCUUGGUUGCUAGAGGGGAUUCAUUCUAUGGUCAUGAUCUUCGCGGAUCGUGAACCAGCGUGGCACUAUUUGACGAGCCACGCUGGUACAACAAGCCGGUGUUCUUCAGAGCCCGGCUCGUGGGAAUGGACAGGUGGAACGGGAAGUUCUACGAUGUCUGAAUUCGGAUUAAUAUGCGGAGAAAAGUAUAAGGUUGGGCUUGUUCAAUCUAUAUUUUUUGCUGGCUGCAUGGUCGGUGCCGGAGUUACUGGACAUUUAUCAGAUUCGAAAUUUGGAAGGAAAGGCACCCUGGCAAUAAUUUGCAUUUUGAAUGCCAUUUUUGGUAUUCUAACUGCAUUCUCUUCUAACUACUGGACCUACGCCUUGUUCCGAUUUCUCUCCGGUUUCAGCACUGGCGGAAUCGGCCUUUGUGCUUCCAUUCUCUCUACUGAACCUGUUGGCCAAUCCUGGCGUGGCGUAGCUGGAAUGUCUACUUUCUACUUUUUCUCUACUGGAGUAGCCGUUUUAUCCGCCAUUGCUUAUUUCAUCCAAUCCUGGCGCUCUCUCUACAUUGCUUCUUCAAUCACAUCAGUUGUAUAUGUUAUAUUCGUAUUACCUUUCCUCCACGAGUCACCUAGAUGGUGCCUCGUUAGAGGAAAAGUAGACGAAGCAAUGAAAAUUAUGCAGAAAAUCGCUGUUUCUAAUGGCAAACAAAGCAUUCCUAAUGGUGUCGUACUUGCACUAGAUAGUGAAGAUAUUCCUAAUUCACAAUUUGAUGCGAAAGAAGCGUUAAACGGAUCGAUUUUAGAUGUACUAAGAUCUCCUAUUACACGGAUUCGGUUUUUCUUAGCUGUGUCUACUGACUUCUUUUGUUCCAUUGUGUAUUACGGGUUGAGUUUGAACGCGGUCAAUCUGGGAACUAAUUUAUACCUAAACGUUGCUCUUAACGCGAUAUCUGAAAUGCCUGCCUAUUUAUUAACAUCGUUAGUAUUGAACAGGUUUGGUCGAAAGGGGUUAUACAUAGGGACAACGUGGUUCAGCGGAGUAUUCUGCUUAAUCGGAAGCUUGUUGAAUAAUGCUGACGUGACAUGGAGAGUGAUUCGGAUGGUUUGUGGAUUACUAGGGAUAUUUGGAAUCGCUGGUACUUUCAAUUUAUCGCUUGUGUAUUUCAUGGAGUUGUUUCCAACUGAGGUGAGAAAUGUAGCAUUGGGAGGUGCUACGCAAGCUGUGCAUUUGGGGGCGAUUUUGGCACCGUUUGUGGUGGUUUUAGGGGGGAAUGUGCCGUUUGCUUUGUUUGGGGCAUGUGGUAUUAUUGGAGGAUUUUUGGUAAUGUAUUUACCAGAGACGUUAAACAAGCCAUUUUAUGAUACAAUGGAUGGAUUGCGAGAAGGUGAAGCAAAAUCUGGGGUGGUAGCUUAAAUGGUUCCAUGUCUCUUUGCUUGCAUAGGUUUGGAUUAGAUGAAUAAAAUCAGCUUUUAAGCAUUUGUACAAGUGUUUGGAGCUGAACUUUUA